Molecule: messenger RNA, 456 nt
Organism: Fibroporia radiculosa
Lineage: Eukaryota; Fungi; Basidiomycota; Agaricomycetes; Polyporales; Fibroporiaceae
Exons: 2
Coding region: 1-456 (151 amino acids)
Source: RefSeq, a predicted model, not a curated record
AUGAUGACUGGCGUUUCUCAAGUCGCGCGCAUUCAAAAGUAUGGACGGGCGCGGUGUGUGCUCGACAAUCCCCCGUUCAUCAUCGUUGUUAUCCUCAUUGCCGCUGCUAGUCUUGCCCUGGGACUUGCCAGCAACGUGCGGAUGGCCCUCUCCGUCUGCAGCGAGCAGUCCCUGCUCUCCUUCUCCUCUUCCUGCUCCCGCGAUUUCUGGGCCGCCGUCGUCCCUGCCACUUUUGUCGUCGUGCUCCUCGUUACUGCAAUCCCACUUCCACAGCCCGUGCGGCGCGUAAUCAAUGCCGCGAAACAACCCUUUACGAACUUUUUGACUGUUGCAGAGGCGGAGGCCCUUGAUGCUUGCGACAAUCUGCCAGCGGACACCGAUAGCGGCAACAGCGAAGCGCCUCCUGUGCCGCUCUGGCGUAUACCAAUAGUGUAUUGCGAGCAUCAGUCAGCCUAA